AUGCCCAGCACGUUGCAACGCUCGGAGUCACUGAUGAUCAGCGACGAGGCUUUGGGGUCAAUAGGCGAAGCGCUCGACAGCCGCCAAUUCCGCGCCGCGCUCCAGGAUAGGCUUGCAGUGCUCGAGGCCAUCAGCAGCAACAGUGAGAAGAUCGGCGUGCACGUGAGCGGCUUGACCUUGGCGAUCUGCGCUGGAAUGGUCAAUGCUGUGGCGUUCGCCAAGUUCGGUACGUACGUCAGCCACGUCUCAGGCUCUUCCACGGCGAUCGGGCUCCGCCAGUUUGGAGACCAGCCUGGGGAUGUGCCAACGCCAGCGCUGCUCGUUCUUGACUUCAUCGUCGGGUCAACCCUGUGCGGCCUGCUCAUCCCCAAGGCGACGCUUAAGAUUGGCAAGGCGCCGUACUCGUCUGCCCUCAUGAUACUCGCGCUCAUCAUGGCCAGUCCGAUAGUCAUGAGCGGCCACGGUCUUCUCGGCGCGCACCUCUUGGCCCUUGGCUGCGGCCUCCAGAACGGGCUCUGCUCGUCUUGGAGCGGAAACGUCAUUCGCACGACUCACAUGACCGGAACGGGCACUGACCUGGGCUUGGCCGUUGGUCGAAUCAUUUCCAGGUUUCUGUCCAAAUGCAGGAGCUUUGCGCCAGAAGAUUGGGAAGAGCAUACCGCGGACAGAAACAAGGUGAUUCUCAUGAGCCUUCUCCUUGCCGGAUUCAUUGGAGGCGCGUGCUUGGGCUCCAUCGCGUACAACGCCCUCAAGCUCUGGACGCUCCUCAUGCCUUCGGGCUUGUACUGCAGCCUCGCCCUUGUCCACGAUCUCUAUGUCCAUUCUCAAGGGGAGACAAUCCAGCAGUCGGUGGCUUUGGAGACGCAGUUCGAGCGGCAGCUGAGCGGAGCCAGCGAGUUUCAGCGGCAGAAGAGCGGGGAGAGCAAGCAGGCCAAUCUCCUCGGCAGCAUUCAGGAUAGGCUUGCAGUGCUCGAGGCCAUCAGCAGCAACAGUGAGAAGAUCGGCGUGCACGUGAGCGGCUUGACCUUGGCGAUCUGCGCUGGAAUGGUCAAUGCUGUGGCGUUCGCCAAGUUCGGUACGUACGUCAGCCACGUCUCAGGCUCUUCCACGGCGAUCGGGCUCCGCCAGUUUGGAGACCAGCCUGGGGAUGUGCCAACGCCAGCGCUGCUCGUUCUUGACUUCAUCGUCGGGUCAACCCUGUGCGGCCUGCUCAUCCCCAAGGCGACGCUUAAGAUUGGCAAGGCGCCGUACUCGUCUGCCCUCAUGAUACUCGCGCUCAUCAUGGCCAGUCCGAUAGUCUUGAGCGGCCACGGCCUUCUCGGCGCGCACCUCUUGGCCCUUGGCUGCGGCCUCCAGAACGGGCUCUGCUCGUCUUGGAGCGGAAACGUCAUUCGCACGACUCACAUGACCGGAACGGGCACUGACCUGGGCUUGGCCGUUGGUCGAAUCAUUUCGAGGUUUCUGUCCAAAUGCAGGAGCUUUGCGCCAGAAGAUUGGGAAGAGCAUACCGCGGACAGAAACAAGGUGAUUCUCAUGAGCCUUCUCCUUGCCGGAUUCAUUGGAGGCGCGUGCUUGGGCUCCAUCGCGUACAACGCCCUCAAGCUCUGGACGCUCCUCAUGCCUUCGGGCUUGUACUGCAGCCUCGCCCUUGUCCACGAUCUCUAUGUCCAUUCUCAAGGGGAGACAAUCCAGCAGUCGGUGGCUUUGGAGACGCAGUUCGAGCGGCAGCUGAGCGGAGCCAGCGAGUUCCAGCGGCAGAAGAGCGGGGAGAGCAAGCAGGCCAAUCUCCUCGGCCCAGGCUGCGGUGGCUUCCCGGGGCGGAGCGCCAACGCCACCUCCGCCGACCCCGAGCCGGGCGGCGCGCGCAGGUCCGUGGAGCUGUGCGAGCGCUGGCUGGGAGGGGCCCAGCUGCCGCCCUCGCCGGCGGAGCGUAUCCCAUGCCUGGUGCACCAGCAGUGGAAGACCACUGAGGACGAGGGCAGCCUGCCGCAGAUGAUACAGGCCCAUCAGUUCCGCCGGCGGAACCCGGGCUGCGUGCACCGGUUCUGGUCGGACGAGGAGAUAGACCGCUUCGUCGCGGAGGAGUUCCCAGACCUGCUGCCCGCCAGCAUCUGGAGGCAGCUGGAGCCCAUCCAGAGGGCGGACCUCUUCCGCUACGCCGUGGUCUACCGCCUGGGCGGCUUCUAUGCGGACGUGGACGUGGAGUGCCUCAAGCCCUUGGAGAGCUGGGGGCUCCUCCCGGACACGCGGCUGGUCGCCGGCUACGAGACGGGCUGGCACAUGGACGACGACGGCCAGAAGGCGGCGGGCUUCUCCCGCUUCGAGCAGUUCGAGCAGUGGGUCUUCGGCGCCGCCCCGGGGCACUCCGCGCUCCGACGCUGCCUGGAGCUCUUCCGCGAGCGCCUGGAGUGGGACAUCGAGACCACGGUGGAGCUCACCGGGCCCGCCGUGUUCUCGGACGCCGUGAAGGAGUUCCUCCGCGCGGAGGCUCGGCGGCUCGGCCUGCCGACCUCGCUGGCGCGGCCCCGGCGCGGCGCCGCGGUGGUCGUGCAGGACGGGCGCGCCGUGAGGGCGCCGGCGGAGCAGGCCGCGCUGCGCUUCCCGCCGCCGGGGCUGCCGCAGGCGGGCGUGCUGCUGCUCUCGGCGGAGGAGGUCUCGGUGCCCGGCUUCUCCGCCCCCGGGAGCAUCACGACCAGGUCGCUGGUCCGCCACGGCUUCAUGGGGGUCUGGAAGAAGGACCCGCCGGCCCCCGCGGCCCAGCUCGAGUGGCCCCCCGGCCCGUGGCCCGGCUGCGCCGUGGGAGACCUCGCCCUGCAGGCCGACGGCGGCGCGCUCGUGGCGGACGUGGCGGCGCUGUUCGGGGCGGCCGCCGGCCUGCUGUCCGACUGCUCGGACCCCGACUGCCGCGAGACCGGCAGCUUCUCCCUGCGGUGCGGCGACGGGUGGAACGGAUCCUGCGAGGAGUUCCUCGAGUCCGCCUGCGCACUCGCCUGCCGCGCCCUGGAGGGCGAGGGGGGGUGCCGCUUCUGGACCGCGGGCGCCAGCGCGGACUCCUCGGGCCCCAGCGCGUGCUGGCUGCUCACCACCGGGGACCACCUGCAGCUGCGCCAGGGCUUCCGCUCGGCGCCCUCGUCGUGCGCGCCGCCGCGCGCGGCGGCGCUCGGCAUACCCUGGGCAGAGAGCCCCGCGCGCGGCGCCCAGGUGCCGCGGCUCGUGCACCGCGGCUGCCGCCACGACCCGCGCCUCGUGCUCGGCGGCCGCGAGGUGGCGCUGUUCUCGGACCCCAUCUCGCGGCAGGGCUACGCCUCCUUCCGGGACCGCCUGCCCGGCGCCAGGCACCUGCUCUGGACGGACGCGGACUUCUCCGAGUGCGCCCGCCGGGAGUUCCCCGCGCACGCGCCCGCCUUCGAUGCCCUGCCGGCGGAGCUCCGCGCCGAGGCCGGCCGCUACUGCGCCCUGCACCGCUUCGGGGGCGUCUACGCGGACCUGGACUACGAGGCGCGGCGGGACUUCCACGCGGAGCACCUCGCUGGCGGCGGCGACGCCACCGCCUACGUGGCGGCGUCCCCCUACGGGCCCCCGGACGACGCCGUGCAGGCCUCCCUCCUGGCGGGCCCGCGUCAGCACCCGCUGUGGCGCCUGGCCUUUGCCGCCGCCGCGGCCGCGCCCUCCUCGGGCGGGGCCGCGCCGCUGGCGGCGCUGCUGCGCAACUGGUCGGCGGGGCCGGCCGGCCUGGCUAAGGUCUCCGUCCUCCGUGCCGCCUGUUCGACCGGCCCCUGCGGGACGAGGCGCUGGCCAGGAUCCGAGCGCCUCGCACUGUGCACGCCUCCCCAAAGGACGCGUCGGACCCGUCGCUGGCGGCGGUGCACUGGAGCGCCCCCGGGCGGCGGGGCUCCGAUGCGCCGGCCUCGCUGCGCCAGGCCGAGGUGCUGAGCGCGUUCCGAGAGCUGCACGGGGAGCUCGCGGAGGCGGGCGGGGAGCUCGCGGAGGGGCCGGGAUCGCCGUGAAGCGCCAGACCCCUGCGGGAGACGCCCUGCAGGUGCGCGCCGGGGAACGCUCGCCGCCGCCGCUCUGGCCAGCGCGCUGAGCGAAAGUUUCCUUGCCACCCGGCUCGUUUCUCAGAGGAGGAAGAUACCCAUACCGCUACCCUUCGGGCGUUUCCCCUUUUUUCGGCUUCCUGGGAGGCCCUCGUCGCCACCGCUGGAUCUCCCCCGAAAUCCUGGUCAGAACGCACCCCGGGAGAGGUCCGGGGAGUAGCGGUAUUGGUACCUUUUUGGUUCCCCA
This is a messenger RNA of Prorocentrum cordatum, 4284 nucleotides long. The record is from the annotation of a GenBank genome assembly. Lineage: Eukaryota; Dinophyceae; Prorocentrales; Prorocentraceae.